Molecule: messenger RNA, 360 nt
Organism: Symbiodinium necroappetens
Lineage: Eukaryota; Dinophyceae; Suessiales; Symbiodiniaceae
Source: the annotation of a GenBank genome assembly
AUGGCAGACGAGGGCGACAAAGCCGUUCAGGUGAAGGAGGUCGUGGAGGAGACUGUGCAGACAGCCCAGGAAACGGAGCUCCUGGACGAGGUUCUUCAGCAAGCCCUGGAGACUGUGCAGAAAUCCCGAGAGCGUCGCAAGUGCAAAAGGCAGCUCUGGGUGGAGGACCAGUUCCUCAAGUUCCCCUGGCUUUCCACCGCCUUCCUCACCGAGCUGCUACCAAAGAGCUCGAGCUGGUUCCUUCCCAAAACAGAUUGGGAAAAAGAAGCCUGCACAGCCCGUCGUGUGCUGAGACUGUUGACAACAGUUCGUUUUGGCCUCAAGCUACGGCAGCUGGCUGCCGCCAAGGGCGGUCAGUAG